This is a messenger RNA of Lipotes vexillifer (Yangtze River dolphin), 1557 nucleotides long. RefSeq names its product NIPA like domain containing 3 (gene NIPAL3). Gene Ontology annotation, biological process: magnesium ion transport. The transcript has 12 exons. Gene Ontology annotation, cellular component: membrane. Lineage: Eukaryota; Metazoa; Chordata; Mammalia; Artiodactyla; Lipotidae. The coding region runs from base 337 to 1557 and encodes 406 amino acids. Gene Ontology annotation, molecular function: magnesium ion transmembrane transporter activity. The record is from RefSeq and is a predicted model, not a curated record.
GGGAAGGAAUCUGGGAGGCUGUGCCUCCGGGUUGCGCUAAGAGUCUAAGUCAUUGCUCAGAAACCUCUGAUAGGUGGGCCUUAGCGGAAACGCCGCCGAGCACCGUGAGAAUCAGGAAACGCAUCCCUGUCUGUCUGCCUGGGAAGAGACCUAGAAACUGGCACGUCUCUGAGGGAAGAUGAGGAAAAGGCUGUAAAUCAGCCAAAAGAGCCUUGAAGUACUCUCCGUGUGGGAAAGUGAUGGCUGGUGGAAGGAGGCAAACCCCACAAGGAAAGAUGGCUUAGCAGCAGCUGCAGCUGCCAAACCAGGCCCGGUGGGAUGUGCCCUUAGACCACCAUGGACGGAGCCCACAGAGCAGCCCUGCAGCUGCAGCACCUCCCGCCCGCGAGCAGUGCUGACCCUGUGAGUGAGGCUUCCUUCUCCUACAAGGAAAACUUGAUCGGUGCCCUCCUGGCGAUUUUCGGACACCUUGUGGUCAGCAUUGCACUUAACCUCCAGAAGUACUGUCACAUCCGCCUUGCGGGCUCCAAGGACCCUCGGGCCUAUUUCAAGACCAAGACAUGGUGGCUGGGCCUGUUCCUGAUGCUGCUGGGCGAGCUGGGCGUGUUUGCCUCCUACGCCUUCGCCCCGCUCUCGCUGAUUGUGCCCCUCAGUGCCGUCUCCGUGAUAGCCAGCGCCAUCAUAGGAAUCAUAUUCAUCAAAGAAAAAUGGAAACCUAAGGACUUCCUGAGGCGCUACAUCUUAUCCUUCAUUGGCUGCGGUCUGGCCAUCGUGGGUACCUACUUGCUGGUGACAUUCGCACCCAACAGUCACGAGAAGAUGACAGGCGAGAACGUCAUCAGACAUCUUGUGAGCUGGCCUUUUCUCCUGUACAUGCUCGUGGAGAUCAUCCUCUUCUGCUUGCUGCUGUACUUCUACAAGGAGAGGAACGCCAACAACAUUGUUGUGAUUCUCCUCUUGGUGGCGUUACUUGGCUCAAUGACCGUGGUGACAGUGAAGGCUGUGGCCGGGAUGCUCGUCUUGUCCAUACAGGGGAACCUGCAGCUCGACUACCCCAUCUUCUAUGUGAUGUUCGUGUGCAUGGUGGCAACUGCUAUCUAUCAAGCUGCGUUUUUAGGUCAAGCCUCACAGAUGUAUGACUCCUCUCUGAUUGCCAGUGUGGGCUACAUUCUAUCCACUACCGUGGCUAUCACAGCAGGCGCCACCUUCUACCUGGACUUCCUCGGGGAGGACGUGCUGCACGUCUGCAUGUUUGCACUGGGGUGCCUCAUCGCAUUCUUGGGCGUCUUCUUAAUCACACGUAACAGGAAGAAGGCCAUUCCCUUUGAGCCCUACAUUUCCAUGGAUGCCAUGCCAGGUAUGCAAAACAUGCAUGACAAAGGGAUGACCGUCCAGCCUGACCUCAAAGCUUCUUUUUCCUACGGGGCCCUGGAAAACAAUGACAACAUUUCUGAGAUCUACGCUCCCGCCACGCUGCCCAUCAUGCAGGAAGAACAUGGCUCUAGAAGCGCCUCUGGGGUUCCCUAUCGCGUCCUGGAACACACCAAGAAGGAGUGA